Molecule: messenger RNA, 999 nt
Organism: Leptosia nina
Lineage: Eukaryota; Metazoa; Arthropoda; Insecta; Lepidoptera; Pieridae
Source: the annotation of a GenBank genome assembly
AUGUCACAGGUGGGCUGGGGUUUGAGGUCGAAGCCUGUGCGGCCGCUUUCUAACGCGCGGCAAGAAAGCAAGUCGGUGAACAGUAAGGAUGUGCUCGAAGACAAGAAAGAUGACAGCGAACUGUGGGAGGCGCAGGCGGCCUUCCUCGGGCCGAACCUGUGGGACAAGACACUCCCCUACGACCCAGAUCUCAAGUACGUGGACCUAGACGAGUUCCUGUCGGAGAAUGGAAUGCCAGGCGAGGCGCUGGGGGGCGGUGCGUUCGGGGCGGGGGCCGGCCUGGCUCUUGGCCUGCAGCCGCCGCUCACCAAGCGCGAACGCUCGCCGUCCCCGUCAGACUGCAUGAGUCCAGAUACCAUCAACCCGCCGUUAUCGCCCGCCGACUCCACAUUUUCAAUGGCGUCCUCUGGUCGCGACUUCGACCCCCGGACGCGCGCAUUCUCCGACGAGGAGCUCAAGCCGCAGCCCAUGAUCAAGAAGUCGCGGAAACAGUUUGUCCCGGAUGACCUCAAAGACGACAAAAAACCAGAUCGCGCUCCGAGCUGGCUAUCUGGAGAAAGAGAACAUGGGCCUGCGACAAGAAGUGGAGCUGCUAAAAAAAGAGAACCACAUCCUGCGCGAAAAGCUAUCGAAGUACGCAGAUGUGUAGGCGGCCGUGAGAUCCGCACAAUACACGCAACACCAUGUGAGAAGCGCCGCCGCCCGCCCUCGGCUCCCCGCCCACCGGGACCUCUUGCCCGUCGGUCGGCCACGUCGCGUGGCGCGCUCGGCCCGUAUUACUGGACCCGCCUCGAGCGAGCGAUCGAACCGAUCUCAAGACAGCGACUAAACCCGGGAGGCUUCUCCAUCGCCCGAGAGCGUAGGGGUCUGCCUGGCCAAGUAGCGGACUCGCGGCACGUGGCGGGCGCCUCCCCUCCCGCGCGCUCCGACCCCGUCCGUCUGUCCCCUCGGAGUGCCGCACGCCCCGCUCCCCGCGCCCCGCGCCCACCCGCUUUCUAA